UUCGAGAGGCGCAUCAAUGGCAGCCGAUGCGAUCGCAGUGGCGAAGGAGGCGCUGAAACCCUCGCGGUCCGACGAGGAGGACGAGCGGGCGUCCUUGUUUUCCUCCUACAUCGGCCUCAGUUUCGCCCUCUUCCUGGGGCUCCUGCCUAAGUCCUCGGCGGCGUACGUGUCGUCGCUCCAGUCCCGCAACAGGAUCCUGGCCAUGAAGCUGUUCGAGGCGGAGGACCAGCUCCGGCAGCUGCGGUCGCGGCGGAAGGAGGACGCCAAGGCGAACGCCCGGGUGACGGAGAUAUACGCCGGGCACCGGACCCGGUGGCAGCAGGAGGAGAAGCGCCUCCUGCAACGGAUCGACGCCGCGGACGAGGAGGCUGCGUCCCUGAGGGCGCGGAUAAAGGAAACGGAGCGGGCGGAGGCGGAGCUGAGGGCCGCGGUGGAGCGGCUGGAGAAGGAGGUGGCUGAGAGGGACGAGAUGCUCGAUUUCAUGGCCAGGAAGGUGGAGGGCGACGGGUUCUCGGAGAAGGGGGUGAUGGGGGCCGAUGGCGGGCUGGAGCCGAUGGACCACGGCGAGCUUGACCGGGAGUUCUCGGGGGUUAGGGUUUCCGGCGCUUUGGAGCCGGUUCUGGAGGAGCGCUUCUUGGCCCGGAACGGGGAAUUUGAGGGAAUGGCGGAUCUGUUCGCUCAUCAAAACAACUAUGUGAAGGAGUUCCUGAUGCCGCCUGUGGAUAUGAAACUGUGGAUGGAUCGAUCGGCUGGAUGGCAGGACAUGCAAUAUGACUCACUUGAAUCAACACACAAUAUGAAGCAUUUGGUGGCAAGGAGGGAGUCCCCAUGGAAGGUUGAUGGUGAAUCAUCAGGUGUUUCUUCCAAGCUUAAAUUGCUGGAGCAGGAAUUGGUUAACCUUGAAAAACUAGGAAAAGAAGAUCCGUCCAAGAUCCUGUCAUUAAUGAGGAAGCAAUCCAAGAGAUACCAAUCUCUUGCUGGCAAAAUCGAUGAUCUAUGCAGGAAAAUGCGACUAAACGACCCCUGUGAUCCGACACUCAGUCCAGAGUUCAGGACACAGAGGCAGACCGAGUUCUUGCUCGAAGCCUUUCGCCUGCAACAUACUGCUUCCGAGACAAGACAGAAGCUGAGCACGCUCCAAGCCGAGGCAACAAAGAGCUAUCUGGGAGAUGACCUAACAGUGAAAGACAAAUUGAACACAAGAAGAUCCUUGGAUUCUAUCCGGAACAACUUCAAAGAGAUACAGAGGAACUUGGAGAUCUGGCUAGCGAGAAUCAUGGGUGAUUUGGAGGGCAUCUUAGCAAGGGAUGGUGCUUCACGUGUAAGAGAUUACUAUUCAUCUCCAUUCCCCUUCGGCCGAUGACUAUGAAAUCAGGCAUAUUUCCAGCCAGUUCUUCUUCUAAUCCCUCAAUAAUGUAUAGUCAGUCGCACCAUGAUACUCACACCAAGCUUACCCUUUUCUAUAUGCGAAUACAUAUUCGUUCUUGUUUCC
This is a messenger RNA of Musa acuminata subsp. malaccensis (wild Malaysian banana), 1492 nucleotides long. RefSeq lists its product as uncharacterized. The record is from RefSeq and is a predicted model, not a curated record. NCBI's taxonomy places the organism in Eukaryota, Viridiplantae, Streptophyta, Magnoliopsida, Zingiberales, Musaceae.